This is a messenger RNA of Vigna unguiculata (cowpea), 962 nucleotides long. It is a transcript of the gene AAK6, whose product is annotated as P-loop containing nucleoside triphosphate hydrolases superfamily protein. Gene Ontology annotation, cellular component: nucleus; cytoplasm. Lineage: Eukaryota; Viridiplantae; Streptophyta; Magnoliopsida; Fabales; Fabaceae. The record is from RefSeq and is a predicted model, not a curated record. Gene Ontology annotation, molecular function: ATP binding; AMP kinase activity; ATP hydrolysis activity.
UUAAAUAUUUUAGUAGUUAAAAUUUAACUCGCCUAUUUUCAGAGUAACAACAAUAAAAACAAGAACGAGUAAUGCUUCCUCAAUCCGAUCAACCCUAACCUAGCAGAGCAGAGAAAAGUACCCGACAGAAGCUGCCGCUGCGACGCCGUUUCGAUUCAGUCCUAACACUUUCGUUGCAGUCAUGGUGCUAGAAAAUGGUAAGAGGAAGAAUCCAAACAUUCUGGUGACUGGAACUCCGGGGACUGGAAAGACAACCAUGUGCACUACUCUAGCAGAAGCCACCCAACUCCGCCACAUCAAUAUUGGAGAAUUAGUCAAGGAAAAGAACUUGCAUGAUGGCUGGGAUGAUGAGCUUGAUUGUUAUGUUCUUAAUGAAGACUUGGUGUGUGAUGAACUUGAGGAUGUUAUGGAAGAGGGCGGAAACAUUGUGGAUUACCAUGGCUGUGAUUUCUUUCCAGAGCGAUGGUUCGAUUGUGUAGUUGUACUUCAAACUGAUAACACCAUUUUGUAUGACCGUUUGAGUAGGAGGGGGUACACGGAUUCAAAGCUUUCAAACAACAUUGAAUGUGAAAUCUUCCAAGUUCUGCUUGAGGAGGCUAAAGAAAGCUACUCGGAGGAGAAAGUGGUUGCAUUGAAGAGUGACAAUAUCGAAGACAUUAGUAGAAAUGUUGCAACUCUGACAGAUUGGGUCAGAAAUUGGUCUUUACCCUCACAAUCUUAACAAAAUUAUAGCAGUAGUAGUUUGUAUAUACCAUGAGUGUGGUGAAAUGUCAUGAUGAACCGGAAGCAGAUCUGCAGUGUGGCUGAAUUCUCUUACAAAUUUUGGUGUGGCGUUUAUCGGAGGCAUUUAAGUUAUGGGCUUUAAAUUUGACAAUUGAAAGGAUAACUUUUGCCGAGUUUUGUGAUCCUGGGUUUCAAUUAGUGCAGCGAUGUUUAAUUAAACUAGAUGCAAUUUAUAUCCA